Messenger RNA from Gracilinanus agilis (Agile Gracile Mouse Opossum), 3019 nucleotides. It is a transcript of the gene SLC8A1, whose product is annotated as solute carrier family 8 member A1. Gene Ontology annotation, cellular component: axon; postsynapse; sarcolemma. The record is from RefSeq and is a predicted model, not a curated record. Lineage: Eukaryota; Metazoa; Chordata; Mammalia; Didelphimorphia; Didelphidae. Bases 109 to 3018 code for a protein of 969 amino acids. Gene Ontology annotation, biological process: cell communication; calcium ion import across plasma membrane; sodium ion transmembrane transport. The transcript has 11 exons. Gene Ontology annotation, molecular function: calcium:sodium antiporter activity.
AGGCGUGUUUCCUACUAGCGAGGAGAAACGCACCCUGGAAGGAAAAAAAAGCAAUCACACCCCCCAAAACCAGGUUGGGAGACUUGGAAAUUUAGUCAAGCAGCAACCAUGAUGAAAUUAAAUCUUUCGCCAACCUUUCCACUGGGAUAUUUACUAAGCUCUGUGGCUCUCUUGCUUUUCCACCUGGACAAAAUAAGUGCUGAGACUGAAGGUGAAGGAACUGGAAAUGAUACAAAUGAAUGUACUGGCUCUUAUUAUUGUAAGAAGGGUGUGAUUUUGCCCAUAUGGGAGCCCCAAGAUCCUUCCUUUGGAGAUAAAAUUGCUAGAGCUACUGUGUAUUUUGUGGCCAUGGUCUACAUGUUCCUGGGAGUAUCUAUCAUUGCCGAUCGAUUCAUGUCCUCAAUAGAAGUCAUCACGUCCCAAGAAAAAGAAAUAACCAUAAAGAAACCCAAUGGAGAGACCACCAAGACCACAGUGAGGAUUUGGAAUGAGACAGUAUCCAACCUAACAUUGAUGGCUUUGGGCUCCUCAGCACCUGAAAUCCUUCUUUCUGUGAUUGAAGUUUGUGGCCAUAACUUUACUGCUGGAGAUCUUGGUCCCAGUACUAUUGUUGGAAGUGCUGCAUUCAAUAUGUUCAUCAUCAUCGCUCUCUGUGUCUAUGUGGUUCCUGAUGGAGAAACAAGGAAGAUUAAACAUUUGCGAGUCUUCUUCGUAACUGCAGCAUGGAGCAUCUUUGCCUAUACCUGGCUCUACAUGAUUCUGUCUGUCAUAUCGCCGGGGGUUGUGGAAGUCUGGGAAGGUUUGCUUACUUUCUUCUUCUUCCCCAUCUGCGUUGUAUUUGCUUGGGUUGCAGACAGAAGGCUUCUGUUUUACAAAUAUGUCUAUAAGAGAUAUCGAGCUGGCAAGCAAAGGGGAAUGAUCAUCGAACAUGAAGGAGACAGGCCCCCUUCCAAAGCCGAAAUUGAAAUGGAUGGAAAAGUGGUCAACUCUCAUGUGGAUAACUUCUUGGAUGGUGCUCUCGUUCUGGAAGUUGACGAGAGGGACCAAGAUGAUGAAGAAACUAGGAGGGAAAUGGCCAGGAUCCUGAAGGAGUUGAAACAGAAACACCCAGAAAAAGAAAUUGAGCAGUUAAUAGAACUAGCCAACUACCAAGUCCUGAGUCAACAGCAGAAGAGUCGUGCAUUCUAUCGUAUCCAAGCUACCCGUCUGAUGACUGGAGCUGGCAAUAUUUUAAAGAGACAUGCUGCAGAUCAGGCCAGAAAAGCUGUCAGCAUGCAUGAAGUCAAUAUUGAAAUGGCAGAAAAUGACCCAGUCAGUAAGAUCUAUUUUGAGCAGGGAGCUUAUCAGUGUCUUGAAAAUUGUGGCACAGUGGCCCUCAACAUUAUCCGUAGAGGGGGUGAUUUGAGCAACACUGUUUUCGUUGACUUCCGAACAGAAGAUGGUACAGCCAACGCAGGUUCUGAUUAUGAAUUUACUGAAGGUACUGUGGUCUUCAAACCUGGAGAGAGUCAAAAGGAAAUCCGUGUUGGCAUUAUUGAUGAUGAUAUUUUUGAAGAAGAUGAGAACUUCCAUGUGCACCUCAGCAAUGUCAAAGUAACAUCAGAGGCUUUGGAAGAUGGAAUCCUGGAGGCUAAUCACAUUGCAUCUCUUGCUUGCCUGGGCUCUCCCUCUACUGCCACUGUCACUAUUUUUGAUGAUGAUCAUGCAGGCAUCUUUACCUUUGAGGAACCUGUGACACAUGUGAGCGAGAGUGUUGGCAUCAUGGAGGUCAAAGUGUUAAGAACAUCUGGAGCACGAGGAAGUGUUAUUGUUCCUUACAAAACAAUUGAAGGAUCAGCUCGAGGUGGAGGAGAAGACUUUGAGGAUACCUGUGGAGAGCUGGAAUUCCAGAAUGAUGAAAUUGCCAAAACAAUAUCAGUCAAGGUAAUUGAUGAUGAGGAAUAUGAAAAAAACAAGACCUUCUUUCUUGAGAUUGGAGAGCCCCGGCUGGUGGAGAUGAGUGAGAAGAAAGCCCUGUUGUUGAAUGAGCUUGGUGACUUCACUUUAACAGGAAAAUCCCUCUAUGACCAACCUGUCUUCAGGAAAGUCCAUGUUAGAGAGCGUCCACUUCCCUCUACUAUAAUCAACUUUACAGAGGAGUGUGAUGACAAGCAACCCCUGACCAGCAAAGAAGAAGAGGAACGCCGCAUUGCAGAAAUGGGGCGCCCAAUCCUUGGAGAACAUACCAAACUGGAAGUUAUCAUUGAAGAGUCCUAUGAGUUCAAGAGUACUGUGGACAAACUUAUUAAGAAGACAAACUUAGCUCUCGUGGUUGGGACGAACAGCUGGAGGGAACAGUUCAUUGAAGCUAUCACCGUCAGUGCUGGGGAAGAUGAUGAUGAUGAGGAAUGUGGAGAAGAGAAGCUGCCUUCAUGCUUUGAUUAUGUGAUGCACUUCCUGACCGUGUUCUGGAAGGUCCUGUUCGCCUUUGUGCCACCCACAGAGUACUGGAAUGGUUGGGCAUGCUUCAUUGUGUCCAUCCUCAUGAUUGGCCUCCUGACAGCUUUCAUUGGUGACCUGGCAUCUCACUUUGGCUGCACCAUUGGCCUAAAGGAUUCAGUGACAGCAGUGGUGUUUGUUGCCCUGGGAACUUCGGUGCCAGACACAUUUGCAAGCAAAGUGGCGGCCACACAGGACCAAUACGCAGAUGCAUCCAUUGGCAACGUCACCGGCAGCAACGCAGUGAAUGUGUUUCUGGGGAUUGGUGUCGCCUGGUCCAUCGCUGCCAUCUACCACGCAGCCAAUGGAAAAGAAUUUGAGGUCUCCCCCGGCACUCUAGCCUUUUCUGUCACCCUCUUCACUAUUUUUGCUUUCAUCAAUGUUGGGGUACUCCUGUAUCGACGGAGACCGGAGAUCGGAGGUGAGCUGGGUGGGCCCCGGACUGCCAAGAUCCUCACGUCCUCACUCUUUGUCCUGCUGUGGCUCUUGUACAUUUUCUUCUCUUCCCUGGAGGCCUACUGCCACAUAAAAGGCUUCUAAA